ACGGCGUCCCAGACAGAUUCGCCUUCUCCGCAAGGCGUGCUGUUGUUGUGUGACAAAACAACACCAUUAUAAGGCGUUGGAAUAGUUUGGUGAGCGUUACUGAAGCUUCUCUGUUUCUGCGUCUCGAAGGAGUGAGGGGGUAAAACAACAAAACAGAUCACUCAUCAAAUAUCCUACACCCAGUUCCACCAUGAAUAUCCAGUCAGCUAUCAACAGGGAGGUGUUUGCUCCCCGGGAUGAGAGGAUGCUAGUGGCUGUGGAGGUGAAGAGGAGAAAAAGGAAAAGGGUCCCCUUUCUGCCCACUGGAGGCAAGGGAGAAUACAUGACAUACAUCUGUUUGUCAGUGACCAAUAAGAAGCCAGCUCAGCUCCUCAUCACCAAAGUCAAGCGGUUUGGAGGCUCCGCCCCCUUCACCAGAAGGUCACAGUGGGCCGUGGAGCAGCUCCGCCAGGUCAACGGCAUCAACCCCAACAAGGACUGCCCAGAGUUUGACCUGGUGUUCGACAACGCCUUUGACCAAUGGGUGGCCAGCUCAGCGCCAGAGAAGUGCAUCUUCAUCCAGAUCAUGUACCACGCCUGUCAGACCUAUUGGGAAGGCAAGGAGGGCGUCCCUGGUAGCCCAGCUGGGGACCAGCAGAAGGCCCCAGGGGGCCAGAGUAGCCCAGGGGCCCAAGGGGGCCAGAUGGGAGGACCAGGGCCCCAGGCUAGACGGAAGAGCACCGUGGGUCCCAGGCCCCGUCAUACUGAGUUUGUCAACUGUCAGUCCAAACUCACGGGAGAUGCCUGCAAAAUGAAUCUGGUCGUGUACCGUUGCAAGGUCUUUUUCAACCGCAUGAAGAAGGUGAUCGUUUCAAACCAAAGCCGUUCUCAGGCUGGAGCAGGUCCUAGAGCAGGUCCCAGUGGGCAGCGCCCUCCAGGGGGCAGUAUGGGUAGUGUAGUCCAGAGGGCCAGCCAGGCCCUGCAGGAGCGUGGGGAGAGACUGGGCCGGGCCGAGGACAAGACGGUAGACCUAAUGCACAAAGCCCAGCAGUUUGCAGACACUGCUCACAAGCUGGCUCUGAAGCAUUCAAACUAGAGGCAUAUCUUCCUGUGGAACCGCUCCUGGAGUCGUUGGCCCUAAUUUACUUGUUCAUUCUAUGUAAUAACAUUUAUACUCAUCUUGGACUGAGUUGAAACUAAUGGACUAAUGUUUGGACUGAGUUGAAACCCAGUGGUCACACUGCAAUUCCUCUGUGAAGAAUCCUGUCUAGUACUGGGUUAUUGCGCUUGCUAUUAGGACUUAGACUGUGGACAAGCAACUGUCACUUGUCAGAAGGACAUUAAAAUGUUUACAGAUGGGCAGUGGGGAGGACGGCCCAGUUAUGGACCCCCAGCAUUAAAGAAUGACCUUUCACCUCUAGAACGGGUCCUGUGGAUUACAUGGUGUCCUUUCAUGGGAUAGAUGGCUGGUAUACUGGAUGGCAAUGUAAUGUCACAAUGCUCCCACUGUUUGAGUGUACAUGUCUUCCCUGCUUCAGUAGCCUCUUCUCUCAUAACGAGGAUUUUAGAUUUUAUUGAUGAACUUUUGUUUUGUGCGGUUUUAGAUAUGUUAAUAUGGAUUCAUGAAUUCACACAGUGAACGGCUGACAAGUGAAGUUGAACCUACGUGUCUCCACCAUGAAUAUAUUAUUUCAGUGGUGUUUUAUUUUUUGCUCAUUGCAUAAAUCAUUGAUCAUUUAUGACUGAAUAGGCACACACACAGAGCAGCUUGUGAAUAUUGGCACGAACCGAUGCAACUCGGAUUGCAAAUUAAUUCCUGUUAUUUUUCUCUCUGCAUUGUUGGGAAGGGCCCAUAAGUAAGCAUUUCACUGUUAGUCUACACCUGUUUACGAAGUAUGUGACAAACCCAUUUUGUAGAUGUAUUAUUUUUUUAUUUUUUUUACAAAUUGCACAUUCAUUGACUGUUUGAAUGGCAUUGAAUGCAUAAGUGUGGCUCUUUAAAGGUUAUUGCCUUCAUGGUUGUCAGAGCAGGUGCAGGGGAACAAGGAACACCUGGUGAAAUCAUUUUUUUUUCUUUGCAUGAUUGUGUAAUAGUCUUGAUUUCUUUGCUCUUUCUGAAGUGGAAUAUGCACUCAUUUGCUUUCACUGUUUUUCCAUGCUCAAUUCCUCCAGUGCCCUUUCCCUGCUUGUAUCAAAACCAUUUAGUCACCAAUCACUGUUCCAAAUUCAAGUUAAUAUGUUCCUAUUUGAUUCUUGUCUUUGUCUAAUCGUGUUUUGAUUAAUUGAUCCCCUGAAUUGUCCCUGUCUUGUCUGUUUUUGUCUCUUGUGCCAUAUCUACAUGUAUGCAUGUCCUUCAAAUGCAGGUUCCAUGUGAAAAAAGUUGAGUGUAGCAGUUGGAAUGGUGGAUUCAUGUAUGUAGACCAGGGGUCUUCUAGGUGAAGUCAUAAGGAAGGUAUUUAAUGUUGGCAUGUGACGGUAAUCGCGUCCACCCAGCCGGCUCUAUGCAGUAGCAAAUUGAUCCUGGGGACGACGUUGGGUUGAAGAAGUUUCUGAUUUAACACUGUAUAGAUGAUACCGGGGAGUUGGAUAGUGAUGAGGAGACUGGUAGAGAUGAGAUGGUUAGUGAUGAGGGUUGGUUAGAAUGAAGGUGUAUUUGCUGAAGGUCUAGCUCAAUGCUAUUUUGAUGCCCAGUGAUAAUGUUUUUUUUUAUUCUACACAGUACAGACAGUUUUGGGAUGGAGUUUUCCUUAACUCUUAUCUUUCGGUAUUUUUUUCAUUAGUCCAUUGACAUAGUUUCAAUGCUUGUCAGCAAUCAAGUUUUCAAGAUAUGUAACUUUCAAAAUGCAGAAAUCAUCCCUGAAUGAUGCUUUUUGUGUCAUAAGAUGCAGCAACAUGAUACAGGAAUCAUCCCCAUAUGAUGCAUUUUGAAAGUUACAUAUCUUGAACUUGAUUGCUGACAAGCAAAACAUUUUGACUGUCAAUGAUGGACCAAUGAAACACAGACAAUUUUGGGGUGGAGUUUUCCUUUAAUUGAUAUGCUUUAGCAGCUGGGGCAGUGUGUCCCUCCUUUAUGCUGAACGUCUCAUAGAAAGUGAGAGCGUAGUCUUACCUCUGCCUUCAGAGUACUCAUAUUAGAAUGAAGCUUGUUCUGUGGCACCGAACUGUCAGGAGUGGAAUCCAAAGAGGGCGCUUGUCCUGACUGCAUGUUUUCUGUUGCUAUAUUACUGCUGUGGCAAAAGAUGGGUUAGAAUCUACAUUCAUUGCCCAAGAAGAGUGCCUCACUACCUUUUAAAAAAAAAAAAAUGUAUAGCCUGAUCGUGGAGUAAAACCCUGUACUGACAUCUGUUUUAUUGUUCCUAGAAAUGCAGAGUAUUUAACAUUGCCUUAUACUUAUACUACAGAGCUUCAAGUACUGUUCUAAGUGUAAAUGAGAUUUCUUGUACUGCCUUUUAAUGAAGAAGAGCAAUGACCUUAACACUCCUUUUUGACCCAAUAAAUGAAAUUGGACCAA
Messenger RNA from Salmo salar (Atlantic salmon), 3490 nucleotides. It is a transcript of the gene stxbp6l, whose product is annotated as syntaxin binding protein 6 (amisyn), like. The record is from RefSeq and is a predicted model, not a curated record. NCBI's taxonomy places the organism in Eukaryota, Metazoa, Chordata, Actinopteri, Salmoniformes, Salmonidae.